Molecule: messenger RNA, 312 nt
Organism: Cylicocyclus nassatus
Lineage: Eukaryota; Metazoa; Nematoda; Chromadorea; Rhabditida; Strongylidae
Source: the annotation of a GenBank genome assembly
UUCACUAGAAUCUUAUUCUACCGCUUGUUCCCAAACAAGGAGUACCCUCAAGCUCUUCCUCAUUACAAACAUAGGUUGUCCAUUCUUGGCCUCAAAACUCUGUAUCACAGACGUAUUCUGGCUGAUAUACUAUUAGCUCAUAAAAUUAUACGGCAGGAGGUGCAAGGGAUGGCGUAAACAACUGAUACAGAAUUCGUUUGCUAGCCGUGUAUCACGACUAAUCAAUCGUCUUCCUGUCGAUACUCUCUGUCAGGAUACGGUCAAAUUCAAACAAUUUCUACUUAACAACGAUAUUUUUGACUUGCUUGGAAC